Astyanax mexicanus (Mexican tetra) is the source of this 8330-nucleotide messenger RNA. It is a transcript of the gene atp8b1, whose product is annotated as ATPase phospholipid transporting 8B1. The transcript is spliced from 28 exons. The record is from RefSeq and is a predicted model, not a curated record. The coding region runs from base 207 to 3929 and encodes 1240 amino acids. NCBI's taxonomy places the organism in Eukaryota, Metazoa, Chordata, Actinopteri, Characiformes, Acestrorhamphidae. Gene Ontology annotation, cellular component: plasma membrane. Gene Ontology annotation, biological process: phospholipid translocation; Golgi organization. Gene Ontology annotation, molecular function: ATP binding; ATPase-coupled intramembrane lipid carrier activity; magnesium ion binding.
CAAACAGGUAGACAGGUAGAGAGAGAGACACACACACACACUCUCUCUCACACACCGACAGAGCAGAGCAGAGGAGAGCAGAGGAGAGGAGAGGAGAGGAUGAAGCUCUAACUGGAUCUAUAGACAGUCUUUGGACGUUCCAGCAGCUCGUGGGAAACAGUGUGCACACUCACUCCCUCUAUAGUGUGCACUCUCUCUCUCUCAGGAUGAGUCGGCAGCGUGCGGACUCCCAGGAUUCCCUGGGGCCGGAUGAUGAGGAGAUGCCGUACAGUGAUGAUGAGACUGAUGAUGAGUUGCAGCAGGAUGAAGAUGUAGAUGAAGAGGCUCCGCCCACCGUCCCAGCAGCAGCCGGUCCUGAAGCUGGAUGGCAGGUCAAAGCGAACGACAGAGAUUUCUGCAAACUCCCAGAAUUCAAGAAGAAGUACUUCCUGUGUUUAAAGAAGAGUAAAUACUCUGGGAAUGCUAUCAAGACCUACAAGUACAACGUCCUGACCUUCCUCCCUCUGAACCUGUAUGAACAGUUUAAGAGAGCAGCCAACCUGUACUUUCUCGCCCUGCUCAUCUUACAGAUCAUCCCACAAAUCUCUACGCUACCCUGGUACACCACACUGGUGCCCCUGGUGUUGGUGCUUGGCAUCACUGCUAUCAAAGACUUGGUGGAUGACUUGGCUCGACACAGGAUGGAUAAAGAAAUCAACAACAGGAAGUGUGAGGUGCUUCUGGAUGGCAGGUUUCAGGAGACGAGGUGGAUGGACAUUCAGGUUGGGGACGUGGUCCGCCUGAAGAAAAACGACUUCAUUCCUGCUGAUAUUCUCUUACUGUCCUCCACUGAUCCGAACAGUCUGUGUUAUGUAGAGACCGCAGAGCUUGAUGGAGAGACUAAUCUGAAGUUUAAGAUGGGUCUGAAGGUCACUCACGAGAGCCUGCAGGAGGAGAGUCAGCUGGCCCGGUUUGAUGCUAUGAUUGUGUGUGAGGAGCCGAACAACAGGCUGGAUAAGUUUACGGGCACCAUGAACUGGAGGAGGGAUAAGUAUCCUCUGGACCUGGAUAACAUGCUGCUCCGAGGCUGCAAAGUCCGAAACACGGAGGAGUGCCGGGGACUGGUUAUAUUCGCAGGAGCUGACACUAAGAUUAUGAGGAAUGGUGGAAAGACCAGGUUCAAGCGCACCAAGAUAGACUACCUAAUGAACUACAUGGUGUACACUAUCUUUGUGAUGCUGAUCCUGGUGUGUGCCGGCCUGGCGAUUGGACACUCGUUUUGGUACGAACAGAUCGGCAGCAACGCCUGGUAUCUGUACGACGCCAAAAACCAGACGGCCUCCUACAGAGGCUUCCUCAGCUUCUGGGGCUACAUCAUCGUCCUCAACACCAUGGUGCCCAUCUCGCUUUACGUCAGUGUGGAGGUGAUUAGACUGGGUCAAAGUAAGUUUAUAAACUGGGAUCUGCAGAUGUAUUACUCUGAGAAAGACACUCCAGCUAAAGCUCGGACCACCACCCUGAACGAGCAGCUCGGCCAGAUCGAGUACAUCUUCUCUGACAAGACGGGAACUCUGACCCAGAACAUCAUGGCCUUUAAGAAGUGCACCAUCAGCGGACGCACCUACGGGGAUGCCAAGGCUACAGAUGGUGCACCACUGGAACAUGGGAAGCCUGUAGACUUCAGCUGGAACAAAUACGCCGACAGGAAGUUCAAGUUCCUCGAUAAUCACCUGAUUACCUGCAUACGCUCCAAAAAAGACGUGGAGAUGAUGGAGUUCUUCAAGCUGCUCUCUCUGUGCCACACCGUCAUGGUGGAGCAGAAGGAAGGUGAGCUGGUGUACCAGGCGGCGUCUCCAGAUGAGGGCGCUCUGGUCACGGCGGCGCGGUGUUUUGGAUUUGUGUUUCUGUCUCGUACUCAGGACACCAUCACCAUCAGUGAGAUGGGGACGGAGAAGACGUACGAGAUGCUGGCUCUGCUGGACUUUAACAGCGAUCGGAAACGCAUGUCCAUCAUCCUGAAGUGUCCUGAUGGUCGUAUAAGGCUGUACUGUAAGGGAGCCGAUACUGUGAUCUACCAGCGGCUCAGUCCGAACUCCAAACACAAAGAAACCACCCAGGAGGCUCUGGAUGGUUUUGCGAACGAGACGCUGCGGACGCUGUGUUUGUGUUAUAAAGAUAUCAGUGCAGCGGAGUACGCGGCGUGGGCUCAGAAACACAAGGAGGCCAGCGUGGCCAUGACUGACCGCGAUCAGGCGCUGGACCGGGUCUCCGAACUCAUCGAGACCAACCUGAUGCUGAUCGGAGCAACAGCCAUCGAAGACAAACUUCAGGACGGAGUUCCAGAAACCAUCGCUAAACUGGCCAAAGCCAACAUCAAGAUAUGGGUUCUGACUGGAGACAAGAAAGAAACUGCUGUGAACAUUGGAUACUCCUGUGAGCUGCUGACGGACGGCAUGAAGAUCCACUAUGGAGAGGAUGUGAACGGGAAACUGUCGGACAGGAUGACGAGGAGGAGGAAUGAACUGCGUAGAGACCGGAAUAAGAAAGUGACGGAGCCUUUUUUCACCGAACCCGGAAAAAACGCUCUCAUCAUCACCGGAGGCUGGCUGAAUGAGAUUCUGUGUGAGAAGAAGAAGAAGCGUCGGCGUUUGCGUUUGAGGCGUCUGGGGAAGCGCCCGCCCCCCUCCAACCCGCAGGACGGCCAGCCCAUGGACGACUGGGAGAAGGAGCUGAGGCAGCGGGACUUCGUGGACAUGGCCUGCGAGUGCAGCGCCGUCAUCUGCUGCCGCGUGACCCCCAAACAGAAGGCCAACGUGGUCAGCCUGGUGAAACGCUACAAGAAAGCAGUGACUCUGUCCAUCGGAGACGGAGCCAACGACGUCAACAUGAUCAAGACUGCAGAUAUCGGCGUGGGCAUCAGUGGGCAGGAGGGCAUGCAGGCGGUGAUGUCCAGCGACUACGCCUUCGCUCAGUUCCGUUACCUACAGCGCCUCCUGCUGGUGCACGGCCGCUGGUCCUACAUCCGCAUGUGCAAAUUCCUGCGUUACUUCUUCUACAAGAACUUCGCCUUCACCCUGGUUCACUUCUGGUUCUCCUUCUUUAAUGGAUACUCUGCUCAGACUGCGUAUGAAGACUGGUUCAUCACUCUUUACAACGUCCUCUACAGCAGCUUACCUGUGCUGCUCGUUGGGCUGCUGGAUCAGGACGUGAAUGAUAAACUGAGUUUGCGGUUUCCGAAGCUGUAUCUUCCGGGUCAGAAGGGGAGUCUGUUUAAUUACAAGAACUUCUUCAUCAGUCUGUUCCACGGCAUCUUCACCUCCCUCAUCAUCUUCUUCAUCCCGUACGGAGCGUUUCUGCAGACCAUGGGUCAGGACGGGGAGGCUCCCUCUGAUUACCAGUCCUUCGCUGUGGUCACCGCCUCCUCCCUCAUCAUCACCGUCAACCUACAGAUCUCUUUGGACACAUCCUAUUGGACGUUUGUGAACUGCUUCGCUGUGUUGGGCAGUAUAGCCAUUUACUUUGGCGUUAUGUUCGACAUACAGAGUGCAGGAAUACACGUCCUCUUCCCCUCCGCCUUCACCUUUACAGGUGUGGCUUCAAACGCUCUGCGGCAGCCCUACCUGUGGCUCACCAUCAUUCUCACCGUGGGCAUCAGCCUCCUGCCAGUCAUCUGCAUCCAGUUCCUCUCCAAAACCAUCUGGCCUUCUGUAGGAGACAAAGUUCAGAAAAACAAGAAGAAGUAUGAGUUGGAGGAGGAGGAGGAGGAGAAGAGGAGGAAGCCUCCAGCGUUUCAGCGUGGCGGACGCUCACGCCGCUCUGCGUAUGCCUUCUCUCACUCACGCGGAUACGCCGACCUCAUCGCCUCGGGCCGCAGCAUCCGGCAGAAACCGCGAGCGCGUCCUGAACUUCGGGAAAGCAUCCGGGAGGUUCCUCAGGCCGAGAACAUCUGAGACACGCCCGUGUUUCAACCAGCGAGACGGAGGAAGUGAUGUCAGAGGUGAUGGUGUCAUCACUGUGCUAUCUCUACAGAAGAACGAGUGGCGAGAACUUCCUGAACUUUUAUACUGUGGGUUAAAGGAGAACUACAGUGUGAAAUUGACUUUGCGUAUAAUAAAACAUGAUAAAAGUACUAAGCUUUGUUGAAUAGCUCACCUCCACUUUCCUGCAGCUUUCCGAGAUCCAGUCAUUUUGUGCAGUUAGUCCAAACAGGCUUUAGAAUGGGUUUAAAUGGGGCAUAUUUUUGCCCCUGCAGAUAAAUCGCGUUUUACACCAUUAUCCAGCUCAAAGUAGCUCCACACUGCAUUGGUAGAAUCUAGAGAGCUCUGACAUUUAAAACGAGGGAUUAAAAUCUUUAAGAGUGCAAAAGAAGCUUCUUGAAAAACACUGCUUGCAACCUGUAGUGUUGCUUUGUCUCCAGGCGCGGUCAUCUUAAAGUAUAGUCAUGAUCAGUAGAGUGACGAGGCACAAAGGUGAACCAUUUCGUCUUCUUUCUUUUUUUGUAGUUUUUAAUAAGCUUCCUGUGUAGUUUUAAAGUGCUUAAUACAUCACUUAAUACAUUUAAAUGUCAGGGCAAUCCAAUGUGGAAGAAAAAAGCUAUUUAUAUCUGCAGGAGCAAAAUACGCAUCAUUUAAACCCAUUCUAAAGCAUGUUUGGACAAACUGCACAUUGCAAUUGCUGGAUCUUGGAAAGCUGCAGGAGAGCCUUUAACAAAGCUUAGUACUCUUUAUCAUGUUUUUACUACACUAAAAUCAUUUUUACACCGGAGUUCUUUUCCUUUAAUGUGACGAAGGUUGGUUUCCUUAUGAUUUAAGACCAUUUUUAUUGGUCCGUUCACCAACACACACCGGGGGUUUAUCAGUGAUAGAUAAAUGAUAAUAGAGAUGAAAUGAGAUGUGGUUUGGUUUUGGUUUUAAAUCUACAAAAAAAAGAAAGAGAGAAGAAGUCAGUCCCGUUUCUUCACCUCCUUGUUUCUGCACUCGUUAUCCCUAAACACUGAGGUGUUUAAAAACUCCAGCAGCACUGCUGCACUGUCUGAUCCACUCACUCGUACAAUCAGCGCAACACACACACUAACACCACAUAAACCACCACCUCCACCAUGCUAAUCAGUGCUAAGAAUAAAAGUACUGAGAAUAAAAAUGACCCACCACCCAAAUAAUAAUAAAAAAAAAUAAAAAUAAUAAUAAUAGCUGCUCUGUGAGAUCAUGACCAUUCGAAGGUGGUUUUGCAGUUUUAUAAUUAUAGAAUUAAUAUUAUCUGGAGCUGAAAAUAUGGAUAACACAUCUAGGAACAAGGAGGUGGUCAUAAUGUUAUGAUUGAUUUGUGCAUUUUAGCACCACUGAUCCAGCAAAUCACCAAACUAGAGUCCAGAAAAGCUUUAGAAAAAAGUCAGGAGACUGUGUACUGGACUGUGGAGGAAGAACAGGCAGAUUGAGCCAAUAAGAAUAAAUUAUAUUAAAUAUAUAAUAAAUAUAUUUUAUGCCUAGGCUUAUAUAUAAAUAUGUAAAAAUGUAUGUGUGUGUUUACAGAAAGGGAAGCGAAUCAGACGUUCGUUCUUAUUGAAAUCUCACCACAAAUCACAAUUUUCACCACUCUCUCACUAAAACAAACAACAAAACUACACUUUAUUAUAAGCAGUGUGUGAUGAACUCUACGCCUCAGGAUAUUAUACAUAUAUUUAUUUUUUUAAAGGUGCAUUGUGUUGGAUUUCUCAUUUCAUUACGUUAAAACUAUGUUAAAAUAUUUUUUACAAUUACAAUUACAAUUUUUACUCCUUAUUUGGUAGUUUUGGAGGUUUUCUUUUGGUCCCUUCUGGAAAUGGAUCAACUAUGGAAGCAGUAUACAAGAUUAAUGAAUGCUUUUUCAAAUCCACUAUUACAUUAUAUUAUAUAUUAUCAUAUCCAGUAAAUUACAGUAUGUCUCUAUAAUCCAUAUAGUUUAAAGAAUUCACUCAUAUUUCAUUAUAUCAUUUAAGGUUAUUUUGGAGCCUUUCUAUUGGUUCUAUUGGUUCUUUUGGCAUCACUGGUCAGCAUGAGAUUCCAAAUAAUAUAGAAAUAAUUGAUUGGGGAUAGGUGUAUGGUAAAGGUGUAAAAUGAACAUUGUUGUUUUAUUCUAUAAACUAUAGACAACAUUUCUCCCAAAUUACAAAUAAAAAUAUUGUAAUUUAGAGCAUUUACUUACAGAAAAUGAGAAAUGACUGAAAUAACAAAAAAAAAGAUACAGAACUUUCAGACCUCAAAUAAUGCAAAGAAAACAAGUUCAUAUUCAUAAAGUUUAAGAGUUCAGAAAUAAUCAAUAUUUGGUGGAAUAAUCCUGGUUGGUUUUUAAUCAGUUUUUUUUUUCAUGCAUCUUGGCAUCAUGUUCUCCUCCACCAGUCUUACACACUGCUUUUGGGUACACCAGGUCAUAUCAUGUGAUUUAGUAUCUGUUAUAAUAAGUGGCUCCGGUUCGUCUCAGAUCACCUAUAGAACUGAUUUGAGUGACUGGUUUAAGUGUGUUUUGGGUUCACUUUUGCACUUUUAUGUGGUUAAUCAGGAUUAUCAUAAUCAGUGUGCGUGAAGUGAUUAGCAUCGUCAUGCACAAACCUUGUAUCUCCAUUUUUGAGAUGCUUUGCUAUUUUUAAUUUAUUGGCAUAAAGUGACUUGUAAUGAUUUCACGAUAAAGGGACCAAUAGAAAUGCUCCAAUGUAAUCUAUGCACAUUUUCUUCUAUUGAAAGUUAAGAUGUUGUUUUUUUCCUGGAGGUUUUUACCUGCAGUGACCUUUUCGUGAGAUUAAAUGAAGCAGAAAGCCCAUUAUUUAUUUAUUCCUACACAAUGCACCUUUAAUUCAGUCCACAUCCCAGCACGGGCUGCACCGAUUGGCUGUGGAGCUGUUGGGGAUGAGGAAGGAAGGAGUUUCUCCUGAGAUUGAGUGUCUUUAAUUUGAUGAAAUUUCAUCGGAUUGUUUAACUUGAUCUCUACGGUUCUGUUCACACCUGGCAUUAACGUGCGUCCGGGUCACCUGAUCUCUAACUAUUGUUUAAAUGUGUCGCCGUUCACACCUUUUGUUUUAAAUGCGUCUCCGGUGUCGGCUCGUGAUCAGAUUCCUGUUAAAAUAAUUCCUAUAUACGUCAUAAUUAGCCCACAUUGAAACAAGGCACCUAGUUUAGCUUGUGCUUAGACCUGUCACAAUAUGAAUGUUUUUGUGGACUAUAUAUUUUUAUCAUUUUAAAACCAUUAAAUGCCAUUAAAAUAAUAGUAAUAACAGAAUAUCAUAAAAAAUCAAUCAUACACUUUUAAAGACAUUAAAAAUUAAAUGAAUCAUCAAAUAAACACAAUAGACGAUGUCACGAUUAUCAAAUAUUAUUGAGGACGAUAAAUCGAUAAUGUAAUUAUUUGGACAGGCCUACUUGUGCUUUAUCCAGCAGUGCGUUAAUGCAGCAGGUUCAUCUAACCACCACGGAUGGUGGACGGUAUUUCAGUUUCCGAAUAAAAAUAUUUAAGUCAUUUAGAGCAUUUAUUUACAGAAAAUGAGAAAUGGCUGAAAUAACAAAAAAGAUGCAGAACUUUCAGACCUCAAAUAAUGCAAAGAAAACAAGUUUUAAGAGUUCAGAAAUAAUCAAUACAUAUAUCAGUUUUCCUGGCAUCAUGUUCUCCUCCACCAGUCUUACACACUGCUUUUGGAUAACUUUAUGCUGCUUUACUCCUGGUGCAAAAAUUCAAGCAGUUCAGUUUGGUGGUUUGAUGAUCUCUUAUCUAAUAUUUUUUUUCCAGAGCUGAAUUUCUUUUUUCUUUUUUUUUUUUAGGGAGGAUUAGGAUUGUGUGUGUGUGUGCGAGUGUGAGUGUGUACAAGCGAAUAUCAUGUAAUGUGUGUGUGUGUGUGUGUGUGUGUGUGGUUUGAAAGUGGUGAACUCAUGUUUACAGUAAUCCUGCUGCACCUUUUUGCACUUCCAUCCCCCUCUGUUUUUGUUUCUGGUGUUUUCAGACGUUCAGACCUCCUGAUUUUUCGUUUCUGUGAUUUGUGUCAUGGUUUUUCCUCUAAAGUUACAGAUAAAGAUCCGGUUUACUCUGAUCCCGUUCUCUGCAUAUAUACACCCUUUGGUAAAGGGGUUUAUCUCUCUGGUUUUAUGAAUCUAAACUGUUACAUAUUUAAACUAAACUCAAUCUGCCAUAUUGAAUAAUCUAUUAUGUGAAACUUGUUUGUAUUUUUUUAAUGUUGAUGUUUUUUCUGAACUGCUGAAUCACCAGCAGCACCCAGUGCCUUAUUCUCUAACAAAGAAAACUCUACUUUUUACAGAAUAUUGUACGUUUUUAAUGCACUGUAAUGUAAUAUACUUUGUAUAAAUAAAUAUAAAUAAAGAAUUAGAUGCAUA